Equus caballus (horse) is the source of this 1626-nucleotide messenger RNA. RefSeq names its product fin bud initiation factor homolog (gene FIBIN). NCBI's taxonomy places the organism in Eukaryota, Metazoa, Chordata, Mammalia, Perissodactyla, Equidae. The record is from RefSeq and is marked provisional.
AAUACCCAGAAUGGUGUUCCUGAAGUUCCUCUGGAUGGGUUUCUUCUGCUACCUGUGUCAGGGCUAUUUCGAUGGCCCUCUCUACCCGGAGAUGUCCAAUGGGACUCUGCACCACUACUUCGUCCCCGACGGGGACUAUGAAGAGAAUGAUGACCCCGAAAAGUGCCAGCUGCUCUUCAGGGUGAGUGACCACCGGCGCUGCUCCCAGGGGGAGGGCAGCCAGGCCAGCAGUCUGCUGAGCCUCACCCUGCGGGAGGAGUUCACCGUGCUGGGCCGCCAGGUGGAGGACGCUGGGCGCGUCCUGGAGGGCAUCAGUAAGAGCAUCUCCUACGACCUAGACGGGGAAGAGAGCUAUGGCAAGUACCUGCGGCGGGAGUCCCACCAGAUCGGGGACGCCUACUCCAACUCGGACAAGUCCCUCACUGAGCUGGAAAGCAAGUUCAAGCAGGGCCAGGAACAGGACAGCCGGCAGGAGAGCAGGCUCAACGAGGACUUCUUGGGGAUGCUGGUCCACACCAGGUCCCUGCUGAAGGAAACGCUCGACAUUUCUGCAGGGCUCAGGGACAAAUACGAGCUGCUGGCCCUCACCAUCAGGAGCCACGGGACCCGGUUAGGUCGGCUGAAAAACGAUUAUCUUAAAGUGUAGGUGGAAGGGCGCCCUUCCUGGAGAGGGCGUCACACCAGCGCCGUUGGUGGGGUCGGGGGGAGGCGGGACGGAGAGGGAAAAGAGGGGCUGACAUUUCCCUUAUACUUAUUAUUUUUUUAUAUCCAGAUUUGCACUUGGAGAGUGAUCUGACAUCAUCUUUUAAAAGAAAUAAGUGAGAGUUGAGUGGGUUUGUUUUUGUACAUUAUUUAUGUGAUUGCUAUUGACUUGUCACCUGGAAGGAACACUUGAAGGCCAUGGCUCCCACCUUUCCUGGAGGGCUUUCUAACUUUGCAGAGACACCUGUUUCAGCCACAUCUAAAAGGACACGGUCUAUGCAGUAGAGACUGACGAACCUUCCCCAUCCUGGAGAUUACGUGGAAAUACCCAGAGAGCAUGGUGCACGGCUCCUCGCCGCCUGCCGGCUUCUCUCCAGGCUCUGAAAGCUGUCACAGUUACCUGUUUUCAGAUGGGGUUCAAGGUGCUGCUCUGCAUGUCCGCCCGUGGAUGGAAGUUGCCUGUUUCUUCUUCUCCUUUUCUCUCUUAUUUAUUAACCAUGGUCUCCUAGGUUUUGUUUUCAGUUUGGGCGCUUCAGGGUUCUGUUCUGGUAAAGGUAUUGGCUAGAAAUUAUGUGCAAAUUUUCCUCUGCAGGAAGAUGUCUGAGGUGCCUCUGUGGUGUGUGUAAGUUAAAGCAGCCACGAUGAAGAAGUCUAAGCUUUGUGGUGGUGACGUAUUCCUGUUGACAUGCUGUCUCUCAUUGUAUGUGUGUGUCAUCAGGGCUACGGUCCGUCACAGAGCGAUAGAUGGACUGUCUGAGCUCACCCCCAAAUGCCUAUGACUUAGGUUACCAAUGUAUUCUUUCUCGUUGGGGGGUUUUGCUUCUGUUUGCUUAUUGGAAACCUGUGCUUCAAGUAGGGGGAAUUCUAAUUCUAAUAGCUCCUUAACUAAGUUUUAUUAUUCAGCCAAUAAAUAUGUUCUCGUAC